AUGCCUUGGCAAAGCCGUCCCUUCACCCGGCCGCGUCUCGCUGCCGCCGCUCGUGUCCCGGGGUGCCGAAUAAGCCAGGGCAUCGGGGGGGCAAAGGCAAGAAACGGCCCUGGCGUUCGUCCUGCUGGCCCUGAGAACCCCCGUGGCACUCCUUGGACAGUUCGAGUCUCCUUGGUUUGUGAGCGAGACGCUGAAACUCUCACCCAAGUAGCGCCAUCACAACCAGAUAGUCAAAAUGAAGACCAAAAGCACAGAGAAAAGAAACUGCAGAAAGAGAAGUCUGUUUAUGACACAGACACUCAUAAACAUGAACGCAAAGACAGAGGGAAGAGCAAGGAAAGAACGAGAGAGAGAGAGAGGUUUAAAUCUGGUGAAAGGGACAGGGAUAAAAUGAGAGAGAGAGAAAGGGGAAAAGAGCACCAGAGGGAAGGAGACCGAGAGAGAUACAAAGCUAAACUUCAAGAGUCAAGUUUGGAGAAGGAAAGAUACAGUGUACCAAAAGAUAAAGACAGGGAGAGUGAUAGAGAACGAGACAAAAAGCAUAAAAGACAUGAGAUAAAGCAAAUAGAUACACAAAAUAAUCUGAAAUUGUUUGAAGGAGGGGAUAAAGAACAUCACAGAAGAAAAGAAAGCAGGCAUCAUUUGGAGGAGGAGAAAACAAGAAGUAAAGAGCGAGAAAGAAGACAUACAGAAAAGAAGGAUAAUGAUACCAGAAAGAGCAUUGACAAAUUUUUAGCCUACAAAGUUGAAGAAGCUGAACGUGUACACAAGUUACAGAAAGAUCAAGAGUUGGAUAAAGAAGGAGAAAGAAGGCACAGAGAAAAAAAAGAACGUUCUGUUAGGUUGGGAAAAGAGAGGCUUUCAAAAGAGAGAAGUCAUAAAAGUUAUGAAAAGCAAGAGGAAGAAAAACAUAAAUCAAAGAGAUCUAAAGAGGGAUCUUCCUAUGGAGACAGAGAAGGGCAACUAGCAGAAGCUAAUGAGAGAGUAAAAAGUAGAGAAGAUGAAAGAAAGAAGUGUGAUCUAAGGAACAAAAAAGAGGAGAGGAUUCAAGAAGAAAUGAGCCAUCAGUGUGUCAGGACUGCAAAAGGUAAAGGAAAACUCAUUGAAAAAGAGGAAAGAGACACAAAACAAGAGGAAAUGAAAGAUACAUGCACCUAUAAUUCAGACAUGGGUUUUGAUAACUUUUCAGCAAAUUAUGAAGAUGAUUUUGAAGAUUAUGAAGAUGAUUUUGAUGAUGAUGAAGACAAAAGUGGUGAAGAAAGAAAUGCAGAAGAAAACCUAACAGAGAUUCCAUUUUCCAGAAUAUCAGAAAUUGAAGAAAUUCAAAGAGCAAUUAGUGCAGAAAAUGAUAGAAUUUGUACUUCACUGCCAAAGAAAAUUGAAAGUGAAAAAAAGGAACCAAUCAUGGAAAGGCAAUACCCUUCUGUCAGAAACUCUUUUUGUGGAAUAUUCAUGGAUUUUCAAAUGGCAAACCAACGACAGAGUAGCCGAAGUAUGGCUAGUAAGCAGAAAAAACGGAGUUCAGAACUUCUCCCACUAAUUGAUCUGGACUUCUCAGUUAGUUUUUCUUUAUUGGAUUUGCCUCCUGUAAAUGAGUACGACAUGUAUAUCAGGAAUUUUGGUAAAAUGAACACUAAGCAGGCAUAUGUUCAGUGUAACGAGGACAAUUUGGAGAGAGACAUUCAGACUGAGGAAGUUGAGACAUUGGAGAAAUGGACACAGCAUCCAGGAGAAAGUGCCCUUGUAUCUGGAGGUCCCAUAAACAGCCAGAAUGUGUCAAUGAAUGGAGCUCUAACACCUAAAAUUGAUUCACAAAAAUUAGCAAAUUUCCUCCGGUCUGCUUGCCAGGUGAUUGCUGUUUUGCUAGAGGAAGAUCAAGUUGCAGCACAACCCAGGUGGAAACUAAGAUCUCGACAAACCAGUCUGUCUAUUAGUGAUAGCUGUUUCCAGUUAAAUACUAACCAGCCAUUCCUUCAUGACCGAAAAAUAUGCUGCCUAUACGUCUCUCAAGUUCAGAGGCAGACACUACUUUCUGUUCAUGGAUUACCUGAAAAGGCAGGUGUUGGUUUACUGAACAGGAAGAGCAUCAUAUGCGUUUGGAACAUCUGGCAGCCCUCCAGUCCUCAGAAAGUUUUAAUAUGUGACUCAGAGGUGAUAUGUUGCUGCUUUAGUCCCAAUAAAACAACAUUAGUUUUUGCUGGAACAAUAGAUGGUUCAUUGCUGGUGUGGGAUCUUCGAGAAGACUCAAGAAUGCACCCUCAUAUGGUGAUCAGUGAAAUUGACUGGACAUUUAGAGUUCCAACAUUUUCCACUGACGGUAUUCUAAGCUCAGUAAACCACACGUCUCCUAUACUAGGAGUGGAACCUGUCUCAACCUCUCUCCACGCUGAUCAGAACUAUCGGUUCUCAAGCCUCUCUUACCAGGAGGAAAUGUCAAGCCCUCCAUUUCAGAUAGCUUCUAUGGAUGAAAAUGGAAUCCUCAAUAUGUGGGUAGUUGUUGAAUUACAAAAAGUGGAUUUAGCUGGUUCACAAACUGAUUUAGGUUUAAUUCCUGGAGGGAAAGUGAAGUUAGUACAUAGCUCUACUAUGGAACUGAAUAACAGCCUUUUUCCAAAGGAUGUGCGCCAGAGAAUGCCCCAGACACUGAGUAUUAAAUUUCUGUCUUCUAAUCCUAAUCAUUUCGUUGUUGGAACAAACAUUGGGCUGGUAGGCCACGGUACAAGACAUGGUUUAAAAGUUUUUCCAAGGCUAUUCAGACCCCAGGAGAGUGGGCUGAGAUCAAUAAGCAUCAAUGCAAUUGAUUUCUUCCCUUUUGGAAAGCCACUAUUUUUGGCUGGCUGUUCAGAUGGAAGUAUUAGAUUACACCAAAUGACAUCAGAGUAUCCCCUCAUGCAGUGGAAUGACAGCACAAAUGGCCGGCCGAUUAUUGCCCUGCAGUGGGCUUUAACAAGACCCUCUGUGUUUUUUGUCCUGGAUGCAUCAUCUAAUAUUUACAUUUGGGACCUUCUGGAAAAUGAUCUGUUUCCUGUGGCAAAGCAGACUAUUCCAUCAGAGAAUGUUGUAACUAUGGCUCUACUGGGAGAACCAGAAAAAACAAAUGGAUUGUUAGGCAUUGCACUGGCCAAAGAAUCUGGACAGAUAGACAUUCAAUAUGUAAAGAAGAAGUGGGCAUUACGUCAGCCUGAGGAAUCUGAAAAACUACAUUUGAUUUUAUUGCAGUCUUUUUAGAAACAGUACACCUAUCUGAGUGUACAAAUUAUUGCAAAAUAUUUAGAUUAUUUUUUACUGCAAUUAAAAGAUUUGUAAUGUGGUUUUGUAUUUGUAUAUAAUUUGUAUAUAUUUUAAAGAAUAUCAAUUCAAUAUUUCAGCUGAAAUGAUAUAUUUUAUCAUAAAAAUGACAGAACCAAAUUUAGCAUUAUUGUACUUAAAAAGAUGA
Molecule: messenger RNA, 3436 nt
Organism: Haliaeetus leucocephalus (bald eagle)
Lineage: Eukaryota; Metazoa; Chordata; Aves; Accipitriformes; Accipitridae
Gene: DYNC2I1
Product: WD repeat domain 60
Exons: 23
Coding region: 1-3228 (1075 amino acids)
Biological process (GO): intraciliary transport
Cellular component (GO): cytoplasmic dynein complex
Molecular function (GO): dynein light chain binding; dynein heavy chain binding
Source: RefSeq, a predicted model, not a curated record